AUGGAAGAAGGAAAAAUAGAUAUUAACAAAAUUCAUGUGCUCCUUUACUCUAAACUAGAAAAAAGAGAUAAAAUUGAAAAAGAUCCUUUUAAAGUUGUUACUAAAUGUUGUGGAAGUGGUGGAGAAGCUAAUGAAACAGCUGAAUUAAGUGGAGAAAUUGAUAAACUCAAACAAGAAAAUAUUGAUAUUGUAAAAGAUUAUCAUAAAAUUUCAGUUAAACUUAGCAAUGUUGAACAAGAAAAAAUUGCUGUUGAACAAGAACUAGAACAAACUAAAAAUAUGGUCAAAUUAAAACAAGAAGAAGUUAGUGUACUUCAAACUAAGAAUGAUGAAGUAAUAAAAGACAUUCAAAGUAAAAUUGAAAUGAUUAACGUUAUUCGUCAAGAAAGUUCUGCUCAUCAAAUUAAUAGGAUUAGACUUGAAGAUGAUUUAAAACGAUUAAAUAUUGAAAACCAUCGAAUUAUGGAUGAAUAUGCUAAAUUAGAACAAGAGUUAAGAGUAACAAAAGAGUUGUACUCUAAAAUUCAAACAAACCCUUCUAUUACUCAACAACCACAAGGAAAUAAUUCAUCAACUCAGUCUUAUUUAUCAAAUACUAAUACCUCUUCUUCUCAAGUAAAUGGAAUGAAUUUAAGUGCAAACAAGUUACCUACAGAAUGUAAAAGACAAGUCACUGGUCAUUCUAGUGAUAUCUUAUGUUUUAGAUAUAAUUCAAAUGGUACUGUUCUUGCAUCUGCCUCAGCAGAUAAAACAGUAAAGUUAUGGGAUGUUUCUACUGGUAAAAUUAAAUCAUCGGUUGGAGGUGUAUUACAAAGUUUUACACAUUUAUCUUUUAGUCCAAUGGGAGAUAUGUUACUUGCCACAAGCAAUGAUUCUACUGCUAAAGUAUGGUAUUUAGCUAAUUCAAGAUUAAGACAUAGUUUAACUGGGCAUAAUGGUAAAGUAACUUGUGGAGAAUUUUAUGACACUGAUAAAAUUAUGACUGGUAGUCAUGAUAGGACAUUAAAAACAUGGGAUGUUAAUAAAGGUUAUUGUCUUAAAACUACAGUAUGUUUUUCUAGUUGUAAUUGUAUGAUGAUGGGGGGAAUGGGUAAUUUAGUACUAACUGGACAUUGUGACAAUACUAUAAGAUUCUGGGACGUUAGAAGUAAAGAAUGUAUUGAUAUUAAUAAAAGUAUUCAUACAAGUUCUGUGAGUGAUAUCAUCAAUGUAUUAGAUGGAAGAUAUUUUGUCAGUAUUGGUAAAGACAAUAUUAUUCAAUACGUUGAUGGUGUAGACAGAAAAGUUAUUUCAUCAUUUUCUCAUCCAGACUUUACAGUAACAAGUUCAUCUAGAAUAUGUUGCUCUCCUGAUGGAAAGUACAUUAUUGCAGGUUCUUCAAAUGGAGAAGUUUUCUGUUGGGAUACCCAAUCAAAGAAGUUAGAGACAGUAUUAAAACCAAAGUUAACUCAACCAACUAAGGCUGGGUGUUAUGCAGUUUCAUGGAAUCCAGUUCAAUCACAAAUUGUUUCGGGACAUGCCAAUAAGAUUGUUAUAUGGGAAAAUUAA
Molecule: messenger RNA, 1548 nt
Organism: Entamoeba dispar SAW760
Lineage: Eukaryota; Evosea; Mastigamoebida; Endamoebidae
Product: protein tipD, putative
Exons: 1
Coding region: 1-1548 (515 amino acids)
Biological process (GO): autophagosome assembly
Cellular component (GO): autophagosome membrane
Molecular function (GO): protein binding
Source: RefSeq, a predicted model, not a curated record